AUGAGGUGCGAAACGAUACAGGGUACCAAGGAAUUAGAUUUGUGGGGUGAAUUAAGGGAUUUAUACUGGUCUUUCUACAUUGAAAACAAACUUGAUCAAGUUAAGUUUGAAACGUUUGUUCGGAAUGUCAAGGAAAAUGGUGAUGACGAUUUAAUACGUGCUUUAGUUGCUUUUGAUAAUAAACGGAAGAAAUGUGAAUUCAAUGACAGGUUUGAGUGGCUGACACUGAAGGUAAAUGGCAGAAAAUAUCCCCCAAUAGAUGUUCAAGACGCGGGGUUGCUGUGCUGGAAUGACCCCGCUGAGUUUAAAUAUACGCCUGCACAAUUAUCAUCUUAUGGCUUUCUUGCAGCUCCAGUAGAUGAUGAUGUUGAUGUAGUUCGGCAACAUCCUAUGAUCGAGAAUUGUUCUAUGGUGUGCUCAUUGAUUAAUGCUAAACGUGUAUGCGGCUAUGCAUCUAUGGUCCGGUGUAGCUGUAAUGUGCAACAAGUCAAUUUAUAUUUCAAUGGGGCAAAACGUUUGAUUUCUAUCCCGUAUGCACAGGUUCGACAGGAUAGUACGAAGAAGCAAUUGAGUGUUAUAUCCUCCGAUUUUCGAGAUAAACUUAUAGAACAAGCAUAUUUUGAAGUUAUGCAGAACUUCAAUUAUGAUUCCCAGGGAUCGAACACCGCUAUAGACACUUACAGGCUUAUUGGAUGGAUGCCGCUAGUUGUAGAGCUAGAUGAAGUUGAUUUUGAAUAUGUUCGUAAUUACUAUGAAGGUGGUGCUGUCAUUUCGUUGGGGACCCAUUCUCAUUGCAAUGCUUCUAAUACGGUAUUACGUAAGAAUCAUGAUUAUGUUGUUACUAGUAUUCAUGAGAUGAAUUUCUCCAUCUGUGAUCCUCUUAUAUCUGAAAAACCGAUUGUUCUUUCAUGGGAUGCUGUUCAAAGCAUGUUUCAUUUGAUCUAUAUUAAUUGGGAUCCCAGAAACUUUUAUAAAAUUUACAAGAAGCUUCACUUUAGAUACAAUUGUGAUACACAUGGUCGUUUCAAUUCGUGGCUGAAUAAACCUGCCUUUGAUAUUUCUAAUCAAUCCAAAACAGAUCAGAAAGUGUACAUUGUGUUUGAAAAUCAUGUUUCAAAUGAGAAAAAUGUUAGCUCGGUCGUUGCUGUUGUGUCUACUUUAAAGCUGAUAACUGAAUGCGAAAGAGGUAAUAACAUUGGGUUCCAAUGGCUCGAAUUUACCAUCCCUGCACAAUGCUCAAGGAUUGUUUUUUACCAUUCCGAAACAACCCUGAAUUGCACUCUGCAUAUGUUUCAUAACUCCGAAGCUACCAAAGUGUCCAAGUGGAACCCUGAAAUGAGUGAAAAUUUAGCGAUUAUUGAAGAUAGCUGGACUCCUGAAUCUAGCCCAGGUUCUAUUGGGUUUAGUCCAACUUAUUUUAAGAAUCCUGCAUUUCAAUUUGAUGUAAAGUGCACAGAAUCAGACCAUUUAUAUGUAAAUAUCAACGUUUCCUGGAACUCUAAGAACCAUGUCAUCUUAGAGGUAUACCAUGCCGAUGACUAUCGUUACCAAAAACCAAUAAUAAAUGAACCGAGAUAUUCCUUACCACCAAGUUGCUGCAAUGAGGUGCUCAUAGAUACGAACACUAAGUACGUGGUGAUAUGCCAAACAAGUGAAAAGUCUAUACAUGCAAAUAUGCAACUCGCGAUUAAAGCACAAAAUAAAAAUGCUAUCGUCUCUCUUAAAAGAACCACACUCAAAUAUGGUGGGUUACGAUUUCACAACAAAAAGGAACUCUUUCCUAUUGGAAAUCAUUUGAAAGUCCCUAUAAUUGUUUCAAGACCAACAUCACUCCAUGUAACAGUCUAUUCAACUACUGGGCCUUUAAAAAUUCAAUGUAAUGUAUCUGUAGAUGAAUCACAGGAGCUGCUGGUGCAAGAUGAAGGUUUUAUCAGCCUUGAUAACAGGCCUUAUAUUUUACCAAAGUUUCGGGCAAAACCAUCCACACUUAUGCUACACAUUUAUAUGGAAAAUAGCCACGGCAAUAAGGCCUUGACGGUGGAAAUUGGUUCUGAUUUUAGGAUAUCUUUGUAG
This is a messenger RNA of Eremothecium cymbalariae DBVPG#7215, 2073 nucleotides long. It is a transcript of the gene RIM13, whose product is annotated as Rim13p. NCBI's taxonomy places the organism in Eukaryota, Fungi, Ascomycota, Saccharomycetes, Saccharomycetales, Saccharomycetaceae. Bases 1 to 2073 code for a protein of 690 amino acids. The record is from RefSeq and is a predicted model, not a curated record. The transcript has a single exon.